Molecule: messenger RNA, 642 nt
Organism: Aspergillus melleus
Lineage: Eukaryota; Fungi; Ascomycota; Eurotiomycetes; Eurotiales; Aspergillaceae
Exons: 4
Coding region: 1-642 (213 amino acids)
Cellular component (GO): nucleus; cytoplasm
Source: RefSeq, a predicted model, not a curated record
AUGCGGUUCCUUUGUUUACACGGCGCCGGCACAAGCGGGGAAAUCUUUGAGAUCCAAUCUGGAGGACUAAGCCACCCCCUAAGCGACAAGGGCCACCAAUUCGAAUAUGUUGAUGGACGGGUCCAAGCGCCCGUAGAGCCGGAACUGGCGGGAAUAUGCGACGGGCCGUUUUACAACCACUACCGACGCGACGCCGCGCCAGGCCCAGAACUCAAGCAAGCAAUGGACCACGUCCUGCAGAUCAUCGAAAAGAAGGGCCCCUUUGACGCGGUCAUGGGCUUCUCGCAGGGCGCGGCGCUGGCGUUCUCGAUGCUCGUCGAACACGCCAAGACGCACCCGACGCCGCUGUUCAAGGCCGCCGUGUUUAUCUGCGCGGCGCCGCCGUUCGAGAGCUCCGGGCAGGAGGUCAUCAGCUUGCAGCCAGGGGAGAAGUAUGCGCUGAGCAUCCCGACGGCGAAUAUUGUCGGGAAGCAGGAUUAUUUGUACGAGUCGAGUAUGCAGCUGUAUAGUCUGUGUGAUCCGGCCAAGGCGGAGUUUUAUGAUCAUGGGUCGAGGCACAUGAUUCCGUUCGAUAUGAAGAAUAAUGAGGCAAUGAUUGCGGCGAUUGAGAGGACGAUUGAACGGGCGGAGAAGGGCGAGUAA